GGUGUACAGGCCGAAUCAUGAAUUUAUCUGGGGACACAACUUCUUCGUCCUAAUUAAACUGGGCCUAUUUUUAGGCCCAUUAAACAUUUAUGUACAACGUUCAAAGCCCAAUUCAGAAAUUUCAAAGAAAAAGCCCAAUUCAGAAAUCCAUCUUCUUCUUCUUCCCAGUUCUGUUCCACUGUUAACCUAAACCCCCAAAAUCCUUAAACCCUAAAUUCAAAAUUCCGAUUCCGAACCCUCAAUGGCUCGACUCAUUCGAACCGCUCGAACCGCGCUCCCAUUUUUUUCUUGUUGCGCAUCCAAAACCCUAGUCAAUGCCGUUCAGCGCCACCCAAAUCCUCCGCUGCGGAAGGCAAUCUCAGCCUCUCUCUUCCACAGCAGACACUACGCUUCGGAAGCACUUUCCCAGUCGCCCAUGGAAGCUAACAUCCUCAGAAUCAUCAGAAACGAAGUGGAGUACCAGUCCGAGUAUGCUCCUCCUCAGCAGCCUGCCAUGAAAUUCGAAUCGUUUACCGUCCAAGAUCGACCGGGUGAGCAGUGGAUUACAAUGAGAAGGAGAUUUGGAGACACUGAAGAUAUUAAAAUUGAAGUCACUAUGUUUGAUGGGUAUGAAACUGCUCCCAAAACUGGAGAUGACAGCUCAGGAGAAGAUGUGCGUCUUCAACUUAGUAUGCUUGUUGAUAUUACAAAGGGGGAUGAUUCCAAGGAUUUGGAGUUUCUGUGCUCAGCCUGGCCGGAUCGCUUGGAGGUUCAGAAAGUUUAUGUUCUUGAGCGUGAUCGAAUGCUGGCUAAACCUUAUAUGGGACCUGAUUUCAGGAGUUUGAAUGGAAGGAUUCAACAGAGGUUCAGUGAGUAUUUAGAAGCAAGGGGAGUGAAUGAUGAGCUUUCUGUUUUCUUGCAUCAAUACAUGAUGAACAAGGAUAGAAUAGAACUGAUCAAAUGGCUGGGAAAAGUCAAGUCGUUUGUGGAAAAAUAGAGCGGUAAAUAUCUGAUAACUCAAAUUAGAUUUUCGGUCAUUCUUUUGUUCUUACUUAAAAGAAAUCUACCAUUGAUAAGUAGCAGGUUCUGCCCAAGGUACUCAGGUGUAUACUUGUAUGAAAGCACCCACUAAAGGAUAAAUAAGUAUGUAGCUCCUGAAUGCUGUGAUAUUUACUUAGGUCAGCAACUCUGUGUCUGUGCUAUGGUGCUUUUGAUUGUAUGGAAUUUUACUGCUAGCUAAGUGAUGGGAAAUUGGCAUUUGAGAUGCAUCUGUGAUUGGUAGGGGCAGGCAUGGAGUAUCCAUGUGUUUGUUUUCUGGAUUUCCACACGCCCGGAGGCUAUCGGCUAUGUGUCCUUCAUUGGUUUGGAAGAUGAAAUAAUUGAGUAAGGAUUAGGGUUUUGAAACGCCACCAUUUCGUUGAGUUUGGUGAAGAACCCGACACACUUGAACAAUCAAACUGUUCCUAUAGUGUAGUAAUAGUCUAAAUGCAAUAAUGUUCGAGUCUAAAGUUUUCCUCUUUAAAAUGGUGCACUUUAUGGGGUUUUGACUACGAAAUGGAGUUUGGAUGAGCUUAUUUGCGACGAACCCUUUUUCAUGGGAUAAUGUUACAUUUUUAUCUUUCA
Molecule: messenger RNA, 1602 nt
Organism: Malus domestica (apple)
Lineage: Eukaryota; Viridiplantae; Streptophyta; Magnoliopsida; Rosales; Rosaceae
Cellular component (GO): mitochondrial matrix
Source: RefSeq, a predicted model, not a curated record